CUAAACUUUUAUAGGAAAUUAGGAGGUAACAAAGGAGAUCGCUGCCAUUUAAUUACCCCGAAAAUUGCCAUAGCAAAUUGUUAAUCAAACAACACCAAUCAGCAUAUAGCAUACAAUGUUAAAAUUGGGUUUCUAAGAAAAAACCGAAACAACAAAAAACAUAAAUGGGAAUUAAAAACGACUAUCAAAUACCUAACCCAAAAAAUAUAAUCGUAGUUAAAAUAACAUAGUUUAGCUUACAGAUUAUUAAAGUGUCAGUAAACUAGAAAAGUCGACUGCAACUUAUCAAAAGUAUAAACUGAAAAUGGACAAAUUAAGUUUCCAGCCGAACACUACAAUUAAAUAACUGGGUGGACACCUCUUAAUCGCCACAACUCAACUUCUCAACGCUUAAGAAAUCUGUCGCUUAAAGGUCCAAAAGACAAUUGCCAGUCAAAUUCCGGUCACGAUCUUAGCAUGUUCUCAGAAACAAAGUUGCAAGUGCAGCGAUUCAGAUACAAAAGUAUCUGAAACAACAGCAAUAGCAACCUUUUGUGUCCCGUGAGUAAACUUUGAUCUUUUGUGCAGACCCCGGAUCGAAUUGUGUUGCAUUUUGAGUUCCACACAAAAAUAUUUAAAGAGAUUAUUAUGGUUUAGAUAAGAUAGCAAUACAAUUGUAUUUCUUUUUAUUUUGCCAUAUAUUUAUUUGUCAUAUUUACAUGUUCAAAUAAUAGCGUUAACACCAAUUAAUUUGUCAUUACUAGACACCUUAAGCCGUUUAUAUUGGCGUACUAUAGAAUUCAUGUAAAAAGUGCACAAAAACUAUAAAAAAUAUCUACAAGUCCCCACCUGACAGCACAUAUAAAAAAAGAUUUAAUAAAGAUUAAAUAGCUAUCUAGAUUAAAAAGCAAUAUUACCUGUCUCUUUUUGAUUGAGUAAUCAUUUUAACCCGAAUACAGAAAGAAUAAUUAUUUGUGAAUUACAGAAAAAUAUUAAUGUUAAACGGUGAAAUACUAACUUGUAUUUAUUGGCUGGCUAAACAAAGUGGUUUGUAAUGCUACUGCUGCCUCUGUUUUUCUUGACCUUUUCUUUGAGACCGGAACCCAAUGGAGCGGCGCAAAUUCUGGGCUUGUUCCAACAUCCCGGCAAGAGUCACUUUGACUUCUUUAGACCCAUGUUUUUGGCCCUGGCGGAAAGAGGUCACAACAUCAGCAUGUAUAGCUAUUUUCCACUCGAGAAACCAGUGGCCAACUAUACGGAUUUUGUCUUCCAGGGAAUGCCUCUUCUCACAGAUAUUGUAGAUCUCAAGAAUUUCGAAUCGGAAUGGAAGCCCCUGGGACUGCCCUUCAAGGUGCCCACAUUCUUUAUGCUGAAUGAUUGGGGACUUCGAUCCUGUAGAGUGGCUUUGAACUCACCCCUCAUCGCUCAGCUUCUGGAAUCCCCCAUCCGCUACGACGUCAUAAUACUGGAGCAUUUCUCCAACGAUUGUAUGGCAGCGGUGGCCCACCUUCUGAAGGCACCUGUAAUCGCUUUGAGUAGCUGUGCCAUAAUGCCUUGGCACUACAAACGAAUGGGCAGUCCGUUCAUUAACCCCAUUAUGCCCAUGAAUUUCCUGCCCUACACAGAUGAGAUGAGUCUGAUCGAUCGACUGAAUAAUUUCUUCCAUUUUCACACCGUAAAUACACUGUACAAUUUGAUUACCCAACCAGCCACCGAUGCGAUGAUCGGUCAGAGAUUCGGACCUGGGCUGCCACCCAUCAAUGAGAUCGUGAAGAAUACGAGUCUGAUGCUGAUCAAUCAGUACUAUGCCUUAACUGGUCCACGCCCCUAUGCUCCAAAUGUGGUGGAAGUGGGCGGAUUGCAAGUGGGCCCACAAAAACCGCUGCCACAAAUAAACCGCUUGUCUAAGGUCGCAGAACUCUUUAUCAAAUAUCCCCGGACAUUUUAUUUCGUUGAAUAAACGCAAAACAUUUAUUAGAUCUUUUGGAUCGCUCUCCCAAUGGAAUCAUUUAUAUCAGCUGGGGCUCCAUGGUGAACACAAACACACUACCUUCAGCCAAAAGAAAUGAGCUUUUC
This is a messenger RNA of Drosophila subpulchrella, 2055 nucleotides long. RefSeq names its product UDP-glucosyltransferase 2 (gene Ugt36F1). The record is from RefSeq and is a predicted model, not a curated record. Gene Ontology annotation, molecular function: UDP-glycosyltransferase activity. The coding region runs from base 1034 to 1939 and encodes 301 amino acids. NCBI's taxonomy places the organism in Eukaryota, Metazoa, Arthropoda, Insecta, Diptera, Drosophilidae. The transcript has 6 exons.